Messenger RNA from Cucumis melo (muskmelon), 965 nucleotides. RefSeq names its product mediator of RNA polymerase II transcription subunit 28. Gene Ontology annotation, biological process: regulation of DNA-templated transcription. Gene Ontology annotation, cellular component: mediator complex. Bases 403 to 828 code for a protein of 141 amino acids. The transcript has 4 exons. The record is from RefSeq and is a predicted model, not a curated record. NCBI's taxonomy places the organism in Eukaryota, Viridiplantae, Streptophyta, Magnoliopsida, Cucurbitales, Cucurbitaceae.
UUUCAUCCUUAUUUUGGAGUCCAUUCGUUGAGAUUGCAAAUUGGUAAAGUAAAAGGCAAUUGAGGAAUAUAUGAAUGUUAUGAGGGUAAGACGUGGAUUAAGGAAAGAAAAUUAUUUUAAAUGAAAGGAGAGGAAAGAACAUAACAAUAAUAUAUAAAUUGGAGAAAAAAAGAGCGAAGAAGUGAAGGAAGGCGUAGGUAGUAGAUUCCUCCAUCUCCUCCUCCUUUCCUUUGCGUCCGCCGUCCGACCAACAGUCCCUCGCGCAUCAAACCUACGAGCUCUUGCUCACUCAGUUCGAACAAGUUGCGUAGCGUCGUUUAUUCUCCAUUUGGCACUCCAAGUUGUGCAUCACGUUUUUCACGACUAGGUGUGUCUUGCAGCAACGUUUUUGGCUUGUGGGAUAUGGCUGAACGACAAUCACUUGACCAGCAACAUUCACUUGAUCCACAAUCACAAUCAUCACAAUCUCCAAGAGAAGAUAUGAUUGCAUAUGUGAUGGCCUUGGAAGCUGCUCUGCUUCCGUGCUUGCCUGCUAGAGAACUACAGGCAAUAGACCGUUCUCCUCACCCUUCUCAUCAAGUUGACGUGGAGAGACAUGCUAGGGAUUUCAUGGAGGCAGCUAAAAAGCUUCAAUUGUAUUUCAUUGGUUUACAGCGUGAGGAUCAACCAACCAAAGUGGAAACACUAAGAAAGGAGAUAUCUGCCAUUGAGGAGGAAUUAAAGGUAAAAAAUGACAUAAUCAAGAAACAGGAGAGGCUCAUUGAAGGAUGGAAGAAGGAUUUGAAAGAGCAGUUAGACAAACAUAACAAUGAGUUAGAGAAAGUUUAAUAGAAUAGGUUUGUGAUCCCAUGCUCUAUUGUUUAGUUGUUUGUAGAUCUUGUUAAUUACAUACUUUAACUGUGAAUGUAGGUGGGGGCUUAUUGACAAGUCUUGGUUAAUUACAUUCAUUGUGCGGUUAUGCCUAA